Messenger RNA from Zea mays, 1168 nucleotides. RefSeq lists its product as uncharacterized. Gene Ontology annotation, biological process: peroxisome organization. The transcript has 8 exons. Bases 207 to 959 code for a protein of 250 amino acids. The record is from RefSeq and is marked validated. Lineage: Eukaryota; Viridiplantae; Streptophyta; Magnoliopsida; Poales; Poaceae.
CGCGCGCGCCUCCUUGCCCUUCUUCACCCUUUCCUCCCGGACCCGGCGUCUCCGUGCCCGUGCGUGCCUUCUCCGGCCUGCGGUCUCCUCCACCGGCCACCGCUGCCUCGCAAUUGGGCAAGGCAAUCAGACCGCCCCCAUCAACCGCCCUGACCGCGCGAGGGAGAUCAAACGCGGAGGCCGUCCAUCCCUCCCGCGUCAUCGUGAUGCCAGGCCUCGCCGCAGCCGAGCAGGACGCCGUCUCGCUGGUGCGGCGCGUCGCCCGCGCCCUCAACCGCCGCUUCACCGACAUCGUCGCGCUGCUCUUCAGCCACAAGGGCGCUGGAUCGCUCGGCGCCGUCGCGGGGUUCGCCAUCGCCGUGGUGUUCGCGUGGAAGUUCCUGCGCCCCCGCAGACGUGCUCCCAAGCGGCCCCCACCUACCCCUGCAGCGGCUCCCGCUGCGACUGUGCCUGAUGCGGCCGAGCCUAUCGGUGACUCAGGCAAGGUAGUAACACGGGAAAUUGUGGUGAAGCGACUGAAAGGCUGCAGAAAGGUUACAUGCCAACUUCUCGGUGUUGUUUUUGAGGAGACAAUUCCUGAGGAGCUUCAGAAACAUGCCACCGUUAGACCCUCCGUGGUAGAGCUGCUACUGGAAAUAUCCAGAUAUUGUGAUCUCUACCUAAUGGAGACUGUAAUUGACGAUAAGAGCGAGGAAAAUGCUCUCAUGGCCCUGGAGACCUCUGGACUUUUCAGAACUGGUGGCCUGAUGAAAGAGAAGGUGCUCUUUUGCAGCUCUGAAGUUGGUCGAACUUCAUUUGUUCGACAGUUGGAAUCAGAUUUUCACAUAGACACGAGCCUUGACAUAGUUUCUCAACUAUCUCGGUUCAUUCGAUGCCAACUAUUUAUUUCCACGGUGGAAGGAGAACAGCUUGCAGGCAACGUAUUCAAUUCUCCAAGUCUUGAGCAGUUCUUCUCUUGAUGGCGGGACGCAAAGAAAGGCCUUCUGCACUCCAAACAAAUGUGCUGAUUUCACAAUUGUGACUUGUGAGUUGUAGGCUUCUAGCGCCCCCCGGCCUGGACGCAACAGACACCCUACAACUGUUGGAGUUCAGUUGUGAUCAUGCAAGAUGUAUAUUAAACAGACAAUAAUAAGUUGGUAAAAAAUAUUCAUAUUUAUUUAUUAUUUCU